Molecule: messenger RNA, 1922 nt
Organism: Amphimedon queenslandica
Lineage: Eukaryota; Metazoa; Porifera; Demospongiae; Haplosclerida; Niphatidae
Product: sphingomyelin phosphodiesterase-like
Exons: 12
Coding region: 33-1802 (589 amino acids)
Biological process (GO): sphingomyelin catabolic process; ceramide biosynthetic process
Cellular component (GO): lysosome
Molecular function (GO): acid sphingomyelin phosphodiesterase activity
Source: RefSeq, a predicted model, not a curated record
GUUUGACGAUUGACGAAGAGAGAGAGAGAAAGAUGAAAAAGAAAUGGUUUUCUUUCGUGUUUCUCUGCUUAGCUCUAUUGUAUGUCACUCGGCCAGUUUUAUUGGCUUCUCUAAAGGGCAUGGACUUGUCUAAGUCAGAUCUGGACUCCAGCAUAUUGUGCGACACUUGUAUAGGGCUUGUGACAACUGUUCGGAAACUUGCCAAACUGCAUGUCAGUCAGGAGUUAAUAGAGAAAGCUGCAAUAGAAUAUUGUGAGAAGUCUGGCCUUGCUGACGAGCGUAUUUGUAAGCUGAUUAUACCCGAGUUCAAGGAUGAGGUUCUCUAUGUGUUUGAUCAUACUGCUCUUUCCUCACGUGAGAUCUGUGGCACCAUUCUAAAUGACAAGUGUGGCUCAACGUAUGAUCCUUUCAAUCAACAAUGGAAUGUUACCAUACCUGGUGGUAAACCUCCCAUUAAACCAUAUCAUCCUCCAAAAGUAAACAUUACUAACAGAAUUCUUCAUAUUUCUGAUAUUCAUUGGGACCCUCAGUAUACUCCUGGCCUUCGAGCUCAAUGUGAUGAACCAUUGUGCUGUAGACCACCACUACCUAAUGGAGGUCCAAACAACUCAGCAGGUGCUUGGGGUGAUGCUCGCUGUGAUAUACCACUACAAACUGUUGUAAACUUAAUGGAGCACCUCAGUGCAACACAAGAUCAAUUUGAAUGGAUUUACAUGACUGGCGACUUGCCAGCUCAUAAUGACUGGAGCCAAACAAGAUCAGGCCAAGUUGAUAUUUUUAACAAAAUGAUUGACUUAUUUGAUCAGUAUCUUCCUAAUAAACCUAUGUUUUAUUCAUUUGGUAAUCAUGAGAGUGAUCCAGUCAACAGUUUCCCUCCAAAUUAUAUCACUGGGUCUAACUCCAUUUCAUGGUUAUAUGAUGCUGCUGCUGACAAGUUAAAAAAAUGGCUUAACACAACUGAUGCAUAUAAUACAUUUAAAAGCGGUGGUUUUUAUUCUGUUGAUUACAAUGGAAUAAGAAUUAUUUCAUUACAGACAAACUAUUGUAAUAAACAAAACUGGUGGUUAUUGAUCAAUGGGACUGAUCCUGAUGGAAUGUUACAAUGGUUUAUUGAGAAGUUACUUGAUGCUGAGAAGAAAGGAAUGAAGGUUCAUGUACUGGGCCAUAUCUCACCUGGUGAUGGUGCUGAUUGCUCUAAUGCUUGGAGUACAAAUUAUAAGAAAAUUGCAUUGAGAUUUGAGAAUACCAUUGCUGGACAAUUCUUUGGACAUAGUCAUCAGGACAGGUUUCAUCUUAUGGUGGAUUUUGAAACCAACACUCCUCCUAGACCAUAUGGUAUAUUAUAUCUAGGUCCUAGUGUAACCACUUAUCAGAAUCAGAAUCCAGGAUAUAGAAUUUAUACUGUUGAUGGUAAUUACAAUGAGUCCUCUAGACAAGUACUGGAUCAUGAUACAUACAUACUAAACAUUACUGAUGCUAAUCUUACUAAUAAACCAAAAUGGAUCCAUGAAUACUCAGCUAAAGAUGCAUACAAUAUGACUAAUCUCACACCUGAUAGUUGGUUAUCUUUACUGAAGGAGUUUCUCAAAAACAAUACUCUAUUUUUGAAAUAUUACCAUUAUUUUUGCAAGUCAUACUAUAUGGACUCUCUGUGUAAUGGUGACUGUCAGAAACAGGCAACCUGCAAUUGUUUGACGACUUUCAGCAGUACUAAUGCAUGUAAUGCUAUCACUGCAGUACCUUUGACCAAAGAAGAGAUAGAGAAGAUGAUGUUAUAUGAAAAAUUCCACGACCACUGUUAAUUAGAAUUUAUAUUUUUAAUAUAUACAUGUAGUUUUGUGUCUUUCACUGAAUCAUACAAUAUGGCAUUUAUCAUCACCUUUUUAAUAAAAUUAUUCAAUUGUAGAUGUUCACAAUAUUAA